AUGCUAGCUAAAAGCCUCAAACCAAUUGUCCAACGUGGAUUAUCAUUAACUAUGAGAAAUUCAUCUAAUUUGGCUGCUGUUAAAGUAAAUGAUAGACCAGACCCUGACUUAGUCCUUGUUGAUAUCGCAGAAUAUGUCCAUCACCAUAAAAUAGAUUCCAAAUUGGCCUUCGACACCGCUAGGUAUUGCUUGCUGGAUACAUUGGGAUGUGGGCUUGCUGCGUUAAAAUAUAACCAAGUUCAGAACAUGAUCAAACCAAUUGUUCCCGGAAUGAUAGUUCCAAAUGGUGUAAAGGUUAUUGGUACGGACCAUGUGAUGGACCCCAUUAAAGGCGCCUUUGCAAUUGGCACCAUUAUCCGUUGGCUUGAUUUCAAUGAUUGCUGGCUUGCUGCUGAAUGGGGUCACCCAUCGGAUAACUUAGGAGGGAUUCUAGCUGUUGCCGAUUAUGAAUCCAGAUUGUAUAAGGCUACGGAAGGAAGGGAAGGGAAACUGUUUAAAGUAAGGGAUGUUCUUACAGCAAUGAUUAAAGCACAUGAAAUCCAAGGUGUAUUUGCUUUAGAUAAUUCUUUUAAUAGAGUCGGUCUAGAUCAUGUCAUACUUGUCAAAGUGGCUACUACAGCUGUCGUUUCUCAAAUGCUGGGACUGACAAGUGAACAAACCAUCGAAGCUGUUUCGCAAGCCUUUGUCGAUGGUCAGUCUUUGAGAACUUAUAGACAUGCUCCUAAUACAGGUUCUCGAAAAUCAUGGGCCGCAGGAGAUGCUGUUUCCAGAGCGGUGAAUUUAUGUUACCUGGUUAAAAAUGCUGGAGUUGGAACCAUUCCCUCUGUGUUAACUGCAAAGACGUGGGGAUUUUACGAUGUAUUAUUCAAAGGUGAGGCAUUCCAUUUCAAUCAAAGAACUUCAUUUGAGUCGUACGUAAUGGAGAAUAUAUUAUUCAAAAUUUCUUUCCCAGCAGAAUUCCACGCGCAAACAGCGGUUGAAUGUGCAAUGAUCGCUCACAACAUGUUGAAGGAAAAGAACAAGACCUACAAAGAUAUUAAAUCUGUUCGGAUUAGAACUCAAGAAGCUGCUGCUCGUAUUAUCGACAAAGAUGGUCCAUUAUAUAACUAUGCUGACAGGGAUCACUGUAUUCAAUAUAUGACGGCUAUUCCUCUGAUAUAUGGUAGAUUAACCGCAGAAGAUUAUACCGACGAAGUUGCUGGUAACCCAGACAUCGAUGCUCUUCGUGCCAAGAUGUACUGUGAAGUUGACGAUACUUUUACAGCAGAUUAUCACCACCCUGACAAGAGGUCCAUACCCAACGCAUUGCUAAUUGAACUUGAAGACGGCACAACACUGGAUGAAAUAGUUGUUGAAUAUCCUGUCGGACAUAAAUUCAGAAGAGAAGAAGGUAUCCCAUUAUUGAUGAACAAGUUUAAAAAUCUUUUGAAUGGUCACUUCAAAGAUAAUAGCAAAGCAGAGAACAUCUAUUCAGUUAGCACAAAAGAUGAUUUCGAUAACUUAGAUAUCGACGAUUAUGUUGACUUGUACUGUUAA
This is a messenger RNA of Nakaseomyces glabratus, 1536 nucleotides long. It is a transcript of the gene PDH1, whose product is annotated as putative 2-methylcitrate dehydratase. The record is from RefSeq and is a predicted model, not a curated record. Gene Ontology annotation, molecular function: 2 iron, 2 sulfur cluster binding; 2-methylcitrate dehydratase activity. NCBI's taxonomy places the organism in Eukaryota, Fungi, Ascomycota, Saccharomycetes, Saccharomycetales, Saccharomycetaceae. Gene Ontology annotation, cellular component: mitochondrion.